CAGUAGGCCAGGUUAACUAUUGGACCUGAUGAUCUUGAAGUCUCUUCCAACCUAGAUCAUUCUAUAAUUUUGUGGUGUUAAGGCUCUGCAACCAACCCCUCCUGCUCCAGACCCUGCAUCAAAACCCUGUGCCUGGGAGCAGCUGCCGAAGGCCAAGCAGCAUGGACAGGCUGAAAUGGGCAUUUCUUCUAUGGUCACUGGUGCACAGCAGUGGAUAGGCCACGACGGCCACAUUGCUCAAUUUCUUGAUGUUUUAUGUCUUCGGCCCUGGCCUUCAUAGCUGAGAUUUUGCUGGGUGUCUGUGUGAGCGUGUUAAUAAGAAGUAAACACCCCACAUAAUGGGAAGGGGAAAUGACUCAUGUGAACUCCAGGUUAAAAAAGCAAAAAAGAGGAAGACAAAUAGCUUGGAAAAAUCUCAUUAUUUUAGGCCACUUUUGUUACCUUGGCCUCUCUAGUCUCCUUCUGGGAUAAUGGAGGUGGUGGCCCUGCAAUGUGGCUGCCCAUGACUGUCCGGGGAUACGUCUCCCUCCGUGGGACAUCUCCCAGCCCUAACAAUUGCAGGUAGCUGGCACGUCCCAUCUCGCUCUGCCACCUGCCAUUGUGAUUUCUGCUGUGGCCAGCUCAUGCGGGUGGGGGAACAAGCCGACUUUACUGUGUAAACAAAGGGGAUGAGAGAUGCUGCCCAGCAGGAUGGGCACAGAUCACCCUUGUUGCCCUUGGAUGUAAACCAGUGCCACCCACCACCGCCCAAGGACUUGCCCUGAAUGGUGUGUCCCUGCUUGUGCUCAAAACGCCCCAGGGCUGCCCACAUCUCCUGAAAACCUCCUGUGUGGCCCCCACCAGGUACAGAGCAAUACGUGGGCACGCCUGUGACAUUCACAGCUGUCUUCACCUACCAGUGUGAAGGAGGGAGGGAAGAGCAGGAAGGAGGGGAGGGAAGGAGGAAGAGAGAGAGGGAGGGAAGGAGGCUGCAUUUGGCAGCCGACCGUCACUGCAGGAGAGGGUCACGAUGUCCUCGGCAACUUCCACCAGCUCUUUGCCCAGCGGCCUGGCCGUCCUGACGACUUUCCCAGAUGUGCUCUUCAUUCCUGAAUUGAUCUUUGGGGGCCUUGUCUGGAUCCUCGUUGCCUCCUCAAAGGUCUCAGAGCCCAUGCUGCAGGGCUGGGUGAUGUUUGUCUCUGUGUUCUGCUUUGUCAUGACCGCCACCCUCCUGUUCCUCUACAUGUGUGGGGCGCACGGGGGCAGCAGCUCCUGGGUCACUUUGGAUGUCAUCUGCCAGGAGACAGCAGCACUGUUCUACCUCAGUGCUGCUGUGUUGGAAGCCUACUACACCUAUGCAAUAAAGGGUUUCUUUGCCAUCCCUCAGGGGAGGUCCAUCUACCAGGAGAACGUUGCUGCUGUGGUAUUUGCAUUCGUAGCUACCCUGUUGUACGUGAUCCAUAAGAUAUACUCUCUCCGCCGAUGGAAAUCAUCCUAAGUGUCUUUCCUUGCACGUUGUGUCUUGUGGUCAUCCCAUGAACACAAAAGUUGUCCAACGACUGCAGUUUCCAGGCUGGGUUUGGGGUUUGUUUUUUAAUAUAUGUACUAUAAACAAGCAGCUUUCUGUGGGACUGUGGCAAUGAAGACCAAGAGCCUGCCAGAGAAACCUGUAUCCUGGUGCAAUCUAUUUUCUUCAUUCUCUUCCAGGUUGGGUACAGCUUGAUGUUGGUAAUUGGGGCCCAAGUAGAAAACAUCCAGCUCAAAGCAGCUUCCCCUCAACUACACCCUUAUGCCUCCAGGGUUGUUAUUGCUAUUGGGGGAAGCCUGAACGUCCAGCACUAAGCAGUAUGAGUAUGAAACCUGGCCAUUUUCACUGACAUCCACCUGUGUAAGCCUAUUUCCCUCCCUGACGCUGCUGUGCCAAAAGAAUUUUCUGUGCCAUUUCUGGAAAUGCCACCUCUGACUUGUGAUGUGGAAUGAGUGCAACUUGUCUCAGAGGCAAUAUGAAUUCUUGCAACCCCCGAAGGGUACUGUCAAAUUAUGAGGCACAGCAGUAACCCGAGAAACUACCCCUGUCAUGAAUCUCCCCAUGAAACACAACUUAGAAAAUGUGCUGUACAGACUGCAGCAGAAUUAUAUGGAUAAUUAGAAGAAUGUCUCAGAUAAGCAGAGGCAAUCAGCUCUUGUCUUUAGUGCAUGACUGUUCUCACAUACACUGGCACUGUGUCGCUAAUAAAGAUGGGUUUCCUGUGAUUUUGCAACUAGACAAA
Molecule: messenger RNA, 2249 nt
Organism: Cygnus olor (mute swan)
Lineage: Eukaryota; Metazoa; Chordata; Aves; Anseriformes; Anatidae
Gene: MAL
Product: mal, T cell differentiation protein
Exons: 4
Coding region: 1010-1477 (155 amino acids)
Biological process (GO): myelination
Cellular component (GO): membrane
Molecular function (GO): structural constituent of myelin sheath
Source: RefSeq, a predicted model, not a curated record